Messenger RNA from Tigriopus californicus, 2894 nucleotides. Its product is annotated as zinc finger protein 497-like. Lineage: Eukaryota; Metazoa; Arthropoda; Copepoda; Harpacticoida; Harpacticidae. The transcript is spliced from 2 exons. The record is from RefSeq and is a predicted model, not a curated record. Bases 368 to 1858 code for a protein of 496 amino acids.
AACCCAAUCCACCUCCGGCUCAAGAGCGUUCCGCUCCGGCCACCCUGCCUGCCUGCCUGCCUGCCUAUCUGCCUGCCUGACUGCCUCGACUUCGAGCUUCGCCAUCAUCGAUAAACCGCGAUCGUCGAUCCCCUUUUGUGCCCGCCCGUGUCCACGGCCUGUGUGUCUUUUUGUUUGUAGUCAGGGUCGUGUGUGGUCGUAUGGUGGUACAGUCUGGGAGUCUGGGAGUCUGGGACAGUUGACUGUCAGGUCCUCGAUCCUCCCAUCAUGUGAGGCAUCGGUCGGGGGGAUAUUCAUCCAGACGAUCCAGACCCAAUUAUUGUUCAAACCCUCCGUCAACAAGCCGCCUAGUGUGGCCAAUCCGGCCAUGGAUGGCCCCGGCCAGCCCGUGCUAUUGGCCGAGGACCUCCAGGCCACCCUCACGGGCUACAUUCAAGAUUGCUACCGCCACCAGAGGUUCUGCGAUCUCAAUCUCCGGGGUGCCCAUGGCCGGGAAUCCGUCUCUUGCCAUCGCUGCGUUUUGGCGGCCGUCUUUCCCCCCAUCAAAGGCUUGCUAGACACGCCCGACGCCAUGGUGGACCUGGUCCUGCCCGAUUUCCCCGUGUCUGGCAUUCGAGAACUCAUUGACCGGAUCUACCUUCACUUGAACGACCAAUACCUGGAUUGGACGGAUUCGAACGAGGCCCUGGCCUCCACCCUCAUGGGCUAUUUCCCGCCCAUUCUCGCCGAUGCCGCCCGGGUCCAAGAUGACGGUGAUGAGGGCAUGGCCAUCGCCGCGGUUGGAACCAUGGCCAAGAUUGAACAAGAGUGCCAAUCAUUCCAAGACCGAUUGGCGUUGGGGAGUGAAGAAGCAGAUCAGCCUCUUGGAGGCUGGGAUUCGAGUGAUAAUAGUUCAGAUGGGCCGGCCUUGAAUGCCUUGUUUCAGGCGAUCAGGGACCAGGACCAUGAGGGCGAUAUCAGGCCGGCUGCCCUCCCGAAACGAGCCCAGUCCCAGAGGCGACGGCGAUGGGCCAAGCGGCCCCCCAGGAAAGCAUCCGGCAUGGACGGCGUGCCCGGCGUGCCCGGCGUGCCCGCUCGAGGGCCACGAGGUCGAAAGAAAGGCAGCGGUUUGAAAGCGGAGGCCAAGCGCUUCAAGACGGUCACUCAUUUGGAUCAUUCCAACUUUGAAAACUUGGAAGCCUUGAAGAACACCCUGAAGUGUGAUUGUCCGGGGAUGUCGCUCAACAAUCUGAAAGAGCAACAAAACCACUUUUACUCGGUGCAUUGUCAGAACGAGUUCACGAUCUGUGACACGUGCGGCCAUCCGGUGCGGACCUACAACAUUCAAGCCCAUCGAGAAUCCUGUGCCAGUGAGGUGGGUCCCUUUCUGUGUCCAGAAUGCGGCAAGGAGUUCCCUCGUCGUUGCAAUUUGAAUUCCCACGUGUUCAGCUACCAUAAACAUGUCAAGUGCAAGAGCUGUGGCGAGCAGUUCGUGGGCAAUAUGUUGAAACGCAUCCACGAGCGCACCCAGCACGUGAAGAGCUUCAACUGUGAUCACUGUCCGCUGCAAUUCAACACGAUGCUCAAGAAGAAGUCGCAUAUGGUGUCGGUGCAUUUGCCGGAUCACUUGCGGCCCCAUGUGUGUCUGGAUUGUGGCCAAGGGUUCCUGUACGAGGAUAAGCUGAAGCGCCAUCGGAUGAACAAGCACAUUCGCUCACGCCCCUUUGCUUGUCGAUGUGGGUGUGUGGAUGUGGCCUAUAACGAUCAGAGUACUCGCAACCAGCACGAGAACCGCAAUCACCCGGAUCACCCCAUUGUGGUCGACCGGAUGACUAAUAAGGUGCCCAGAUCCAAGCCCAAAGUGAGGACCACGUCAUAGGAUGAUACAGUCUCAAUCGUUUGAUUUGUUACGGAUCUUUUUUGUUCGACCAUGCGCUCAUCUCCGAGUCAGGGCCAAGCGUCAGAUCAAUGGAUCUACUCAAAUAUGUAUGUAUCUCUGUUGAAAAAUGCCGCCUAUUUUUGGGUCUCAACUUGGAAGUGAGAAGGUCUUGGAAAGCUAUCAUGAGAAGUGCCUUGAGCUUUACCUUUGGCUUCCAUCAAGUCUCAGCCGAUUGUGUUUGCUGCUCUGUGGACAGAAAACGGACUGGUUUCCAUGGAAUCGAGAAAUCCAAUCAUAAUGCUUUUGAAGACAUUCAAAGUGAUUGGAUAGUUCAUUCACAAUUUCUUUCAAUCUUGAUGGUGCCUUGUGAGAGGACAACGUCAAGGGGCCUGGAUUAUUAGUCGAUCCUGCACUUUUUGGGAGAUACAUAGAAAACCAAAUAUCUAUAGGGAGGUACAACUCCUAUGCCUAAAAAGAAGAGACGAUAUCAUUACCGACUAUUACCUAGAUUAUACUCUAACCAAGAAAUAACCUGGGUGUUUCUCUCACUAGGAUCUUCUGACCUUUGUGAAGAAGAUUCUUGUCCUGUUUGUGCUGCCUUUUAGUCAUUCAGCCACACUUGGCCGUGAUUUUGUUCUACCGGUAUCACUUCACUGAUCAGAUGCGUCCGAGUUGAAUCCAAAGUGUCCAGAAAAACGUGGCAAAGAUUUGUUCGGCCAGAAAAGACAGCAUUAAUAUUUAUAUUUUCAUUUCAUUCCAACAAACCUCUCUAAGAACAGCUAGCUGUGAGUAUCUACGGGGGGUCGGUCCAAAUCUCAGACUCGGUCAUCGGAUCUUUCCGAACGCCGGGUUUGUGCUUGACUGUGGGGUUUUUGAGCCGCUCCAAGACGAUGGGAUGGUGCGGAUGGCUCCGGUUUUCGUGCUGAUUGCGGGUGCUUUGGUCGUUGUAAGCCACGUUGUCGCACCCGCAACGACAGGCGAAGGGCCGGGCCCGAAUAUGCUUAUUCAUCUUAUGCCGCUUGAGUUUGCCUUCAUA